AUGGCCCAAACCAUUCGCGCAGAGGAUUUGCUGCUGCGGAAUAAAGGAGCGAUUGAUCCAUUCAAUCGAUUAGGAUGUAAUAUCGAUCCGGUUGUAGUCGUGGUCGAGUUUUGUCAGGUACAAGGACCUCGCCCACUUGCUACGGUCGGCCUGAAGACAAAAAUCCCUACUUCUGUUGAUAUCGACAAUUUAUCGGUAUGGCUGAUGAGCUCUGAAGCAGCGAGCGGGACACUCUUAGUUAUAUACAAUCAGCAAACGGGAAUUUAUGCCAUGUCUUACUAUACAACUAUAUACGACAUAAGAGCGAGGGCCUUUCAGCGUCCAUUGUGCGUUGCUGUUCUGAGCUCAGAACGUCCCACUUCAAGUCGAUUGUCGCAUUUUUCAAACGGAGUACGUAGCCUGGUGUCGCCUUUGAUCAAAUGUAAUCGUCGAUAUUUCAUGAGACAACUCAGUGAUAUCAUCAAGAUCUCUGAUGCAGUUGGUAUGUCCAUAGCGUUUAUUCAAAACCCCUUUCUGUUUGUUUUUUUUNUUUUUUUGAGACGUGAACUUUUUCUAGAUAUGGACUGUAGUGGCCACACCGGUGAAGAUCGCGCUGCGGCUGAGGAGAUGUUUAUGUCCUUCAUGCAGACCUCAGCCCUGUGUCCAGUUUCGGAAUUAACACCUUGCGUAAGUAUGAAUCUCUCAUGGUAUGACAAUCUACAGCUGGAGCGCUUUCGUGAGAAGAAGUUCAAUCAAUCGCCUCGGAACGGAUUUAAGCUUUUGUUCCCUGUGCUUGCUGGCGACGACAUGGUGGUCUGUGGCUCUGUCCAGAGAAAGCACACCGUUAUCGAUCUUGGGAAGUUUCCGAGUAUUUUUCGAAUGCCGGAACUUUAUGAAAAAACCAGCCGGCCCAAGGGGGUGGUUGGUGUCUGUUACGAACGAGGAGAAUCAGCUGCAUUGAACCUACGUGAUACCGCAAUUCUCGACACCAAUGCAAGCGUGUUACGCACGGUUCCUUAUCGUGGUGUAUUACUUUCUCAUCUGAAAAAUAAAAGACGAUUCCCUUCUGAUGCAACUCUGAUUGCUUUUGUGGCUGCCACGCUCACCAACUUAUCGUCAUUGGUGAGUUUUUUUGUAUAUAUGUCUCGCUUUUUGUCACCAAUGCAUUUGGAACACGAGAAUCUUUCUUUUGACGAUGAACGGAUACUUGUAAAUCUUCUCACAGAGUUGGAUAUUGUGAAGUAUCAGGCGCUGAAAUCGGCUUUGGAAAAAAGACGGUCAAAUGCGGUCACGAAAGCUAUCCUGCUUUGA
Haemonchus placei is the source of this 1290-nucleotide messenger RNA. Lineage: Eukaryota; Metazoa; Nematoda; Chromadorea; Rhabditida; Trichostrongylidae. The record is from the annotation of a GenBank genome assembly.